This is a messenger RNA of Phaeodactylum tricornutum CCAP 1055/1, 737 nucleotides long. RefSeq lists its product with no specific name. Gene Ontology annotation, cellular component: cytoplasm. Gene Ontology annotation, molecular function: phosphatase activity. Lineage: Eukaryota; Bacillariophyta; Bacillariophyceae; Surirellales; Neidiaceae. The transcript has a single exon. The record is from RefSeq and is a predicted model, not a curated record. The annotation marks the transcript as partial.
CAUUGAUCUGCGGAGAACCCAUUUCCCAGUUCAUUUUCAUGAGCGUCCGUGCAUCUGCUAGGACUUCUGCAUCGUUCCCAUUGAUUCGGUUUUGUGUCACAAGUCUUGCUUACCACGGCCUCGUCGGUAUGGUAGCUGCCCGGUCCUCAUCCCAGUGGGUCGCGGCCGCGUCCACCGGUAGGUACAAGGACGUCUGGAUACUCCGUCACGGCCAAGCCACGCACAAUCCUCGCGCCGAAGCCGCCAAAGACGAAGGAUGCUCGCACGAAACAUUCCUGGAAUUGAUGCGCCAGGACGAUUCCCUCGACAGUGCCCUCACGGCGAUUGGACAACAACAGGCCCGGGAUGUUUGGAACGCGCACCGCACGAGUCCCUGGCCACACCGGAUUCAGCUCGUAGUAAGCAGUCCCUUGUCUCGUGCUAUGCAAACGGCGGAUUUCGCCUUGCCACCGAAUACUUACGGUGACGAACGUCCGCAUCUUCGUGUCUUGCACGAGUCCUUUCGCGAAAUCAACGGGUGGUUGUUGAACGCCAAGCGUCGGAGCGUUUCGGAAAUUCAACGCACGUUUCCGCAUUGGGAUGUGGAGCACUUGCACCCGCACGAAGAAGAUUCGUUUUGGACACCCGAUUUGGAAACCCAUCGGGCCUGUAGCGAGCGUGGUUACCAAGGGUUGGGGUGGUUGUUGUCGCGCCCCGAAGACCGAAUACUGUUGGUUACGCACGGUGGGAUCUUGCGC